Messenger RNA from Nyctereutes procyonoides (raccoon dog), 2822 nucleotides. It is a transcript of the gene HMGN4, whose product is annotated as high mobility group nucleosomal binding domain 4. NCBI's taxonomy places the organism in Eukaryota, Metazoa, Chordata, Mammalia, Carnivora, Canidae. Gene Ontology annotation, biological process: chromatin organization. The transcript has 2 exons. The coding region runs from base 1410 to 1682 and encodes 90 amino acids. Gene Ontology annotation, cellular component: chromatin; nucleus. The record is from RefSeq and is a predicted model, not a curated record. Gene Ontology annotation, molecular function: nucleosomal DNA binding.
UCCACCAGUUAACCUCACAGAAAACUGUAGUACCCUGCAUCUCCUCAUUUUACUCCUCAUUUGCAUAUUUCUGUUGCAGAUGAAAUAGAUUAUUUGCUUCUUAUUUGACUUUUAGGUCUUUGAAGCUACUUCUGCCGGUUAAUUUAAACUUCAUGGGUCUGUUUCUAAUGAAAAAUACAAGUCUUCAUAGCUAACAAAAAUAUUUUUAAAAAAGUACGGGGCAGAUGUUCCCUCUCCCUUGAGGCUGCUGAGGGAAAGAUACCUUUCCACAUUAUAGAACAAGCAGUCUGGUUAAAUGAAGAGUUGAAUUGUGAGCUUUCUUAAGAAUUUCAGUCUGAUUCUUUACAACGUGAAAAUGAAUGAUUCAACACUUUCAUGAACUAUUUUGUUUGUUCUGUUCUCUGUUAAUAUAAUUCUGUCCUUGGAUGUGUUAUUUUAACAAAGGGGAAUUGUUAAGUUCCUAAAACUUUAAAAAUUGUUGCCAUGUCUUGAUAAUUUCUUGCCCUGGUGAUAGUAUUGAAAGUCCUAUCUCUGUAUUCCCAAAGUUAUAAAAUUACUUAUGUGAUUUGUCUGCCAGUUUAUAAUAUUUAUUUUCUCUCACAUGUAUGAUGGAAUAUUUGUAAUCCUAUGACUUCUAUAUUUUAUUGCCUAACAAAUUGUCACUUCUUUUUUUUAAUUCUUAAAAUAGUUUUUUUUAAAUUAGUAGACUUUAUAUAUAUAUAUUUUUUUUUAUGAUAGGCACACAGUGAGAGAGAGAGGCAGAGACACAGGCAGAGGGAGAAGCAGGCUCCAUGCACCAGGAGCCCGAUGUGGGAUUCAAUCCUGGGUCUCCAGGAUCACGCCCUGGGCCAAAGGCAGGCGCCAAACCGCUGCGCCACCCAGGGAUCCCUAGACUUUAUUUUUUAAGAGCAGUUUUAGCUUUUUGACAAAUUGAGCAGGACGUAGGUUCUAUUAUUAGUCUCUUAUUAAUAACAGCUUGCACUCAUGGGAUACAUCUGUUACAAUUGAUGGAAGUCCAUUAUUUAUUUAGGCUUCACUGUAUACAGUUGAGUUUUGUUAACUGCACAAUGUCAUCUAUCUACAAUUAUAGUUCAUACAAAUUAGUCUCAUUAUCCUAAAAAAUCCCUGGCCCUCCACCACCAAUAAUUUCUAUGCAGUUAACACCACUGGGUGGUGAGAACCCUCCCUACUCAUCUAUCUUUGGCCUUCAUGGAAAUGAAAUCACUUUAUUCCACUGGCCCUUUUUCCUUAUUUGUGUAUCUGUCUCCUGAUUUGCAAGGUCUCUGGAGAGUCAGCCUGUGGUCUCCUGAUAAGCUUCUGCAAGAAAUCUUUCUAGGAGCAGUGGGAAGGAGACAGAAACCACCCCUUCCCUGGACUGACAGAGCUACCUGCCGAGCGCUGCUGCCACCAUGCCCAAGAGAAAGGCAAAAGGAGAUGCUAAAGGUGACAAAGGGAAGGUGAAGGAUGAGCCACAGAGGAGAUCAGCACGGUUGUCUGCUAAACCGGCUCCUCCAAAACCAGAACCCAGGCCUAAAAAGACCCCUGCCAAGAAAGGAGAGAAGCUGCCCAGAAGGAGAAAGGGCAAAGCAGAGGGUGGCAAGGAUGGCAACAACGCUGCGAAGAACUUAGAUGCUUCUGCAGCCCAGUCACAGAAAGCAGAAGGUGGUGGGGAUGCCAAGUAAAGGGUACUUUUUUGAUAGCGCUGUCCUUCUAGUGACUAUACUGUUUGAAAUACUAUUUUUCUUUAAUCAAGUUUUAUAAAAAUGUAGAAUUUUUUUUUUCAAAUUUCUGUUGUUAGCCUACAAGACACAUUGUUGUUGUCUUUUCUUUCAUGCAAAGUGCAAAUACCACUAACAGAAUGUCUCAGAAGCUGGAUUGAAAUGGGGGAAGAUGAAAUCUUCUAUCCUUGUGUUUGAAGAUUAUUCUUGGUUCCCAGGAGGGAUUCUCUGACAUUCACAUAAUUUAGCCACUUUGGCUUAGAAGCCUUACAUCGUGGAGAAGCAAAACUUUGUCUUCUUUCCUGAUGCCAUCAGCAUAUACCUGACUUCCUGAAAUAGUUUUGAUGUGGCCUUGGGCCUCCUAAAAUACUCAGGCUUUCUGGUGAUGACAUCAACAUGGUGUUGCUCAAAAGAGCCAAGGUUCCUGCUCCUAGUUUGCAGAUCAUCCCUUUUGUAAUCUGAGAGUUUUAGCGUCUUUCUAACAUGCUGGAGUUGACCUGCAAAAAGAUCUUACACAUCUCUUGUGAAACAUCCACCCCUACUGAGAACUCUGCCUUUUUAAAACAGCAACCGAAGACUGUUGACUUUUGGGGGAGGGGAGUUUGAAACUUGUAAAAUGUUGUGGAUUAUCAACUCUCUCCUGGAAGAAACUGGUUUUAAAAAAUAUCUUAUUAAGCUGAAUACAAAUUAGCUUGGUGGUAGGGGAUUUCCUACCCAAAGUUAUAGAGCUAUUCUUUACUGCAUUGUAGACAUUUUAUAGUCUUGCUUUUCACAUUUGGUUUUAGUCUGCUCUGAACUGAUUUUUGUGAAAAGUAUGAGAUAGUUCAGUUGAAUGUUUUUUUUUUUUUUCCAUAUGGAUAAGUGGUGGUUGUCCCAGCACCACUCUAUGAAUGACUUAAUUCUUUCCCACUGAUCUAUAACACCAGCUCUUUCAUAAAUGAAGUCUACACAUGUGGGUGACUCACUGGCCAAUUUGUCUAGCCUUGUGGCAAUACUAUACAAGCCUGGGUACUACAACUUAAGAAAAGAUCUUGCUAUCUCAGGACAAAUCCCACCUCCAAAAAAAAAAAAAAAAAAAAAUCACCACCAAGUUUUUCUUCCUUG